UCCCCAUUUAGAAGCCAUUUUGGACACAGAUCAGUAACAUGCAUGUAAACCCCGACCGACCUCCCGACGCAGCGGUGCUACUAUUCAAGUGAAUAACCUCAAAAAAAGAGCGCUGAGCUUUCGUCUCGAACGUUGUAGCGGCUUCACAUUACGGCUUUUUUGGGAUUCACUUCGAAAUGCUGCACGUAUUAUUGGACUAAGAGCCCCGGCAAGUCAGUUAAUCGCUCCUAUCUUUUCUUGCAACAUUGUUGCAGCGUCGCGGCUAUUGACACGCGCUGUGGUGCUGGUGCUGGUGGUUAGGCUGCCGGAGGGACCGCAGGCCUGUGGUCGGUUUGAUCCUGGACUGAUGUUUCGGACAAGCUGAGUUUUAAUGUUCGCGACGGAAAGCGGGGGAAAUCUCUGUCCUGUAUUUCAAACGGAACAUGUCUUUUUCAUGGCUGACUUGUUCACUUCUUCUGGGAACUUUAUGCGCAGGGUACAGUCUUGGCGAAGCAGAGACCCGGGAGUGUGUGUACUACAAUGAUAACUGGCGUACGGAGAGGACCAACCAGAGUGGCUUCGAGCGCUGCGAGGGGGAGAAAGACAAGCGACUGCACUGUUAUGCCUCCUGGCUCAACUCCUCAGGGACCAUCAAGCUGGUGAAGAAAGGCUGCUGGCUGGACGACUUCAACUGCUAUGACAGGCAAGAGUGUGUCUCCAUGGAGGAAAACCCUCAGGUCUUCUUCUGCUGCUGCGAGGGCAACUACUGCAAUGAACGAUUCACCCACCUUCCUGACAUGAUUGGCAGUGGCAACCGAGUGAAAAUUCGGCCUCCACCCCGAGUGCCGUCCCUGCUCAAUGUGCUGGUGUACUCCCUGCUGCCACUCUGCGUGCUGUCCCUGGCCCUCGUUCUGGCCUUGUGGAUGUACCGUCACCGCAAACCUCCCUAUGGCCAUGUAGACCUGAUUGAGGAUCCUGGACCAGCUCCUCCGUCCCCUUUGGUGGGACUGAAACCAUUGCAGCUACUGGAAAUCAAAGCUAGGGGGCGCUUUGGUUGUGUUUGGAAGGCCCAACUAAUGAGCGAAUAUGUCGCUGUAAAGAUCUUCCCUGUUCAGGAUAAGCAGUCAUGGCAAAAUGAGCGUGACAUAUUCAUGACCCCAGGAAUGAGACAUGAAAACAUCUUGCGUUACAUUGCUGCAGAGAAGCAUGGAACCAACCUGGAGACAGAGCUAUGGCUUAUUUCUGAGUUUCAUGAGAGGGGCUCAUUGACAGACCACCUGAAGGGUAACACUGUGACCUGGACUGAGCUGUGUCACAUAGCAGAGACCAUGUCUCGUGGCUUGGCCUACCUCCAUGAAGACAUUCCCAGCUACAAGGGAGAGGGGCCCAAACCCACUAUUGCACACAGGGACUUUAAGAGUAAGAAUGUGAUGCUACGAGAUGAUUUAACUGCAGUCAUUGGAGACUUUGGGCUCGCUGUACGAUUUGAGCCAGGAAAACCUCCCGGAGAUACUCAUGGCCAGGUGGGUACGAGGCGUUACAUGGCUCCAGAGGUGCUGGAGGGAGCUAUCAACUUUCAGCGAGACUCCUUCCUGAGGAUAGACAUGUAUGCUAUGGGCUUGGUGCUGUGGGAGCUGGUGUCCCGCUGCUCAGAGACAGACGUUACAGUUGGCGAGUACAUGCUGCCAUUUGAGGAUGAAAUAGGCCAGCAUCCCUCCUUGGAAGAUCUGCAGGAUGUGGUUGUGCACAAGAAGAUGCGUCCCGUCAUUAAGGACUUGUGGCUCAAACAUCCUGGUCUAAGCCAGAUGUGUGAGACCAUUGAGGAAUGCUGGGACCAUGACGCAGAGGCACGACUGUCGGCAGGCUGCGUCGAGGAGCGUAUCAGCCAGAUCACCAGGACGAUAGGCAGCACUACCUCAGACAGCCCCGUCUCCAUUGUGACGUCUCUCAUUAACGAGGACCUACCUCCCAAAGAGUCCAGCACCUGAACUGGUGACACCAUCCCUCACCUGAGCUCCUGACUUUCAUUUUUCAAAUCCAAACUCAGCGGAUCUCUGUGAAUAUUUAAACACAUAAAAAAAAACAAAAAAACAACUAGCAACUUAAAUGCAGCUGCUAUUUUAUCCCAUACUGGUAUUUUUUUCUGUUAAAUGUUUUUUUCUAUGUUUAAAGUCAGACCUUACUAACACAUCCAUCUGCUGUAGUUGAAGUAGUAAUAAGCUAUGCGUUGGGCACAUCUGAUAACACCCAUGUGUCAAAUCUUAAAUGUCGCCAUUACCUCAUGUAUUUCUUUUGUGUUGGUCUAUUUUAUUACCUCAUGAGUUGUCAUCUUUGUUGUUUUUCCUGUCGUGGUCAUGAUCGUCUGCGGCCAAAUGAAAUGAACCUUUGCUCCAAACCUCAGACGACGUGCUGCACACCUCGGAGGAACCGUUUUGAGACUGUUAGACAAAAUAUAUACAUCUUCCUCAGGGGUCGAAGCUUCUCGAUUUUUAAACUCGGAGUGCGCUCUCUUAUUUUAAACCUGUGAAUUCCUCAGAACGAGAAAAGAUCAAAAACAUCGGAGCACAGCUGUUUUAUCAGAAAUGAGGGAGCUGAAUGGGAGCUGAGCAGUUGUACUGGACAUUUUGGACUUUCUGAAGAUUUGGGACAAGCGUCUUGUCCCCGGGGAACUACCUCUCAGGUAUCCAGUAGGCUUCUUUGGAACAUUUUCUCUAAGUUGAGAGCCAAGCUAUCCAGCUAGCUAUCAUGAACAUAUUCCUGGAUUUUUUUGUUUUUUUCUCAAAUUGUUGAAAUACAGAGCUGCGCCUUUGCCAAUGCCGGGGGCAUUGACAUAUGCUGUCUGGAGUUGCAAUGUUACACAUUCUUAAUUUUAAUGGUCUGUGUGAAUGCGUGUGUGUGAGAAUUUGAAGACUAAAUGUGUGAUGGAUAGAGAACAUGUUUUUAAAGUAAGAACCACGGGCAGGUAGUUGGGGGUUUAUCCUUGCAAGGGCCAUACUUGAGUAAGCAACAUGUCUGUUUUUAAUUUCCUUGGGUGUUUGUUCAAUAGACUCAGUUGGACACCAGUCCCCAGAUACCUCAGUCACUGUAUGUCAUGCAAGGAGAGCUCAAAUUGUUGCCUUUGUCCCAAAUGCAAUGCCAUAGUUGUACCAUAACAUGAAUACCAUACAUUGAAUGUCCGUUAUGCUGCUGUGACUAUUCCAGGAUACUCAAGGAUUUGUAGAUGUACAUGUAUUCUUUGUUAAUAUAAUGCUAACAUGUGAUAACUAUCCACGAUAUUAUGAGGCUAAUAUUCUGUUUUUGUGUUUUUUCGACUGAGUAAGCCCUCACCUGCUUACUCCUCCAGACUGACCUCAGAUAUUCUGACAAGUACCUCAGGCUUUUUCUACAUGUAUAUCAAGUUGUGUUAUGUAUUUUUAUUGUGUUUUAGUAGUUGAGAUAUUUUAUUGCUGGUUGGGCCUCUUGUCUGUGGAGAUUUUUUAAAUAGGGCCUGACUAGUUUUCAUGGUGUUAAUGCUCUACAAACCUAAAAGAAGAUAGGCAGAUUCUUGUAAAUAUGCGUGUACACACAGUUGCCGAACACUGAUCUUUUUUUUUAUUUUUAAUGCAAAUCAGGGCAUUGCUGUUCUCAAUUGACAGAAACACAAAGGGAUUUCUUAGUUCCACAUCUACAUAUUUAAAUCAUAUUGACAACUAGCCCUGUGAUUGUUUCCUUUUUUUCAGUAAGGUGGUUGUGUUACUGAUUUCAGUGAAUAAUGGCAUCAGUUCCUCUGCAUCAGAAGUGUGGGUAACAUUUGCAUUAGAAAGCUUGGUAUGUACACUGCCGUUCAAAAGUUUGGGGUCCCUUAGAAAGCAGUUUUUUCCAAUGGAGAUAGCAUUAAAUGAAUCAGAAAUACAGUCUAGACAUUGUUAAUAUGGUAAAUGACUAUUCUAGCUGGAAACAGCUGAUUUUUAAUGGAAUAUCUCCAUAGGGGUACAGAGGAACAUUUCCAGCAACCAUCACUCCUGUGUUCUAAUGCUACAUUGUGUUAGCUAAUGGUGUUGAAAGGCUGAUUGAUGAUUAGAAAAUGCUUGUGCAAUUAUGUUAGCACAUGAAUAAAAAUGUGAGUUUUCAUGGAAACAUGAAAUUGUCUGGGUGACCCCAAACUUUUGAACAGUAGUGUAUAUUAUCAAGAACACACACACAAAAAAAAAACCCUAACAGAAGUUUCUUAUGGUUUGGUGCUGGGAAGCUUCUGUGAUUUGCCACUUGUUUGAAAUACCUGUUUGAGCAGUAUUGCCUCAAUAUUAACCUGCUGAUGUGAUGGUCAGACCUGUUUUAGUGAUAGUUUAGCCACGUUGGACGACACACAGGCUCUUAUGUUUUGCUUCGAUUAGUGCUGUGGAAAGAUGGUGAUUUUUAACAGUGGUCUGUAAUGCUUGCUGAUGUGCAGUUUUAGUAAAAAGGACAUUUGGAAAAAAAAAAAAAACCUAAAUCAAUCAAUACCGGACAAUGUUUUCAGUGUUUAAAAUCAUCGUCUUUGUAACCACAUGAUUGAUGAUGCAGCACCAUUAGGAUUCAUGAAAGCAGUGGCAUGUUCAUGAUCCAAGGGUCCAGCAAUAUUAAUUAUACAGCAAUAGUCAUUUGAAUAUGAUAGUUUGUCAUUAAGCUCAGCUGUUACUUAGGUUUCUUCUGCAGAUCAAUAAAGUACAUCUCAUUACACCUGGAUCAUGUCCUUACGGUGGGGACACAUGUUGAAGUCUCCUAAUAGAAGAAUGCUAUGGGUUGAAUUUUCGUGUGUAAGCUGAAUGCCCCCCCCCUCCCCCCAGGUGCUUUCACGAAUUGUGCCAGAAAAACAACAGUCAUGUAGGAAAAUCUGUCGUGAUUGGUUGUUACCUCAAAAUGCUGUCUUACACCCAGCUCUUCUGAACAGAAAAAAACCACUUACCUCAUGCAGGACCUCGUUAGUAACACUAACAUGGAGUCAGUCUCAUCUUCAACAAAAAAAAGAAAAAGAAAAAAAAUAAACUUAUCAAAUACUGUGUAUAUAUUUACUUGACAAAUGUAAAGGAUUUCUUCCGUUUCAUGUGUGGAACCUGUGAAAGCAAAAUCCUUUUUAAAAUUUUUUUAUCAUUUACAGUCGGCAUAUUGUUCAUUACUCGUAGGUUGAAUGGGUGUUUGACUGAAUUGUAUGACCUUCCCUGUUUAUGUGAACUCUGUGUGUGAGAGUGUAUGUGUGGCGGCAGGUGUGAUGUUUUAAGUAUGUUGGCUGGUUUCACUAAAACAGUAUGAAUGGUAACUUUAUCUGUGGGUUGAAAUGGUUAGAAAUAUAAACUAGAUGAGAAUACAUCCAUCUUUUUGUAUAUGAAAAUAAAGACAAAUCCUGAUUAACCAUGUAAA
This is a messenger RNA of Amphiprion ocellaris (clown anemonefish), 5355 nucleotides long. Its product is annotated as activin receptor type-2B-like. The coding region runs from base 423 to 1967 and encodes 514 amino acids. Gene Ontology annotation, biological process: cellular response to growth factor stimulus; protein phosphorylation; activin receptor signaling pathway. Gene Ontology annotation, cellular component: plasma membrane; activin receptor complex. The transcript is spliced from 11 exons. The record is from RefSeq and is a predicted model, not a curated record. Gene Ontology annotation, molecular function: activin receptor activity; activin binding; ATP binding. Lineage: Eukaryota; Metazoa; Chordata; Actinopteri; Pomacentridae.